UUGUUCAUCUUAUGAAGACUCUGCCCUGAGGUCGAGGUUAUGGAGUUUGGACCAGGCGAAGAGACUCGUGUUGGGACCAAGGGUGCCAGGAUUCACCAAUCUUGGGUGCGGUGGGUCUCCACGAGAGCUUGGAGGACUUCUCAUCAUGUUUAAAAUGGAAAAGCACAUCCAGCGCCAGGAUUCCAAUCUUCAGUUUAACAGAAACGUUCAAGGCUGCUUCUGGAGCAUGUUCCAUACUGUUGACUACCAUGCCUGGCAUAAUGUUAAAAAGAUGCUUCCUUACAGAAAGCAUUCAAGAAGCAAGGGAAGUCCAAAAUCAACUGUUAACCAUCAUGUUGCCGAAGUUCCAGAACAAAUCAAGGAUGAAAACAAGACUCUAUUGUGUACAACAGAGAGUUGCCCGUUUGGCAAAAGCUCGGGAGAAGCUCAUGAAAAGGAAGUGAUUACUAAGAAAAAGUCCGAGGAAGAAAGCCAAAAGGACUUGAAAUUGAACUUCAAUUCAAAACGAAGGUUAAGUCGAACUAAGUCGAUUCAUCAUUUAGAGCCUUCAGGUUUUUCUCUAGGAGAUAAUGGCGAAAUUGGAGACAGCAGAGUCGCUUCUCAACAGAGAACUCCCAUGGAAUUAGCUGCAUCUGGAAAGAGGAGUAAUUCUCUGAAUGCCAUGGAUGCUGUGGACUACUUUAGCCACAGAAAGAUUGCUAUCCGGUCAACAUCUUUUAGAGAAAAAUCUAAUGGAGUAAAGGAAACCUUAGAAACUAAACAGAUCACCAGAAACGUCUCCAGUCGCUCGUUUAAGGAAGACCUUGACAUCCAAGAGAUAUACAAGGCAAACAGAAAACUAUUUGCUGAAUUGUUACAUGGUGUAGAUGCUAACCAGUCUCUCCAGAUCCCGAAAAAUCCAAAGUCCUCAGCAAGUCUAGCGAAAUCAAGGUCCUUUCCUGCCCCUGGUUUAGCACGGAAAGGAUAUAGAAAGCUCAGCUCACUCGAACACAAGCAGAAUGAAUCAUUUCCAAAAGGAAAGAAAUAUGUUGCCGGCCCUCAACCAUCAAAGCUGGUCGAAUCUGAAUCUCCUACGAAUUUUCAUAACUCUGCUGGUACUUCAAGCCAUAACGUAAGACAACAAACUAGCUCUUCUUACUUGGGCCUGGGUCGUGGAUUAAAGCAUGGGGGGUGGAAUCAGUUGGUUAUCAAGCGUUUCAAUUUUAUUAAGCAUAAAAUAAAGCACCCGUUCAAGGAGAGAAAGAAGGUAAAUAACCAGAAAACAGUUAAACUAAUACCAACUGGACAUGAACUUCCCCCUGCUAGAGAAGAAUCACAGGACAGUUUAGGAAUUACCACAAGGAAAGAUAGCACAGACAUUAGAGGUUAUGGUGAGACUAACAGUUAUGAGAAUGAUAAUACCGGUGGUGGAGUUCAAGCAAAGAUGAGAAUUGCUUCAUUAAAUGCUUCGCUGGAAAGAUAUUCUCAAUUGGCCAACUCCGGUUUCAAUAGAAACACAGAGGCAAAGUGCCACAACUCAGAAAGCUUAAGGCUGACAAGUGAAGAUAAGAUUCCGAAUAGAGAGAAGUCUAAAAAAUCCUUUGGAAGGAAUCUUUCUAUGCCUGAUAUUGAUCUUUUUUGUACACUAUUUACUGAUCCUCCUCAUGGUGUUUCUCGCACAGAAAAACCAAAAGCGGGUUUGGUGCAUUCAAAUAUGGAAAAUAUUCGUACAAAUCCAAAUCCGGCCAAUCUAUUAGUGAAUGCAGAUAGAUCCGAAGCACUGGAUAGUGAUUCACAGAGUAUGGUACAAAGAAGUGAUGACAUUGAAAACAUGCCUGUUGAUCAAACAGGUUGUUUAAACGUGGUCCAUAACAAUGAGGUAACUGCUUGGGAUGAGCUUGAGGAGAAAAUACCUCACCUAGAUAUUUUAGACAGCAAACACCAUCAGAUAUUGGGUAGUGAAUCCAGAUUCGAUGAUGUCAGUGAGCUUUCAGACGUCAGUCAACUCUUAGAAAUUGAAACUUGUUUUCAAGAUGAUGACUUUUUAAAGCUCUCCGACUUAGAAGGUUUUGAACUAAAUACUGAGUUCGGUAUUGCAAGUGAGCUUGACCCAUUCUCUGACCAACCUAACAUGGUUAGCACAGAGGCCUUACCAGAUUUUGAAGCCACGGUCGAGCAAGAGAUAAUUGAUGAAGCUGGAAAGAUUUCUAACUAUCUCUAUCUACGUUCGGAACUCGAUAGUAUCGAAAAUGUUGAUUUCAACUAUAUGAGGUAUAUUCUUCAGCUCUCCAGCUUUAUCGAAAGUGGUCAUGUGAGAUCACUCAGUUCUUCGAUGUUUGAUGGAGAGGAGGCCCACUUUUACAAGAAACUUGAAUACUAUUGGAAGAAGGUUGACAAAGAUUCUGAUCACCAGCUUCUGCUCGAUUUAGUUUAUGAGACAUUACAUAAUGUUUUUGAAAGAUCAUUCAUUUGUUUCCUCAAAACCUUCUCCUGGAAGAGCCGAAUCCGCCCAAUGCCACUGGGGCAAUGUCUUCUAGAGGAGGUCCGAGAAAAAGUUGCCUGGUACCUGUGCUUGGGACCGGAACUAGACCAGUCUCUAGAUGAUGUCGUGGGGCGAGAUUUAAGUAAAGGUGACGAUUGGAUGAACCUCCAAUCUGAUACAGAGUUCAUAGCUCUUGAGUUGGAGGAUUUGAUUAUUGAUGAGCUUUUAGAUGAAGUAAUAUAUUUUUAGGAUUUUUCUGGGUAGAUGUUCAUACUGUACAGUGGCAAUCUCCAAAUCUAUGUACAUAAGUUCUGAUUCCAGAAAGCUGGUUCUCCUCCAGCAUGAGUUUAUAGUGUCAUGUCCAAGUAAAUGAAAAAUAUAAACAGCAAAAUAGAUGCAGGGAUAGUUUGUUUUUCUUCUUUUUUCUUUCUUCUGAGAAUUUUCAAUCUCAUGUAAAUUAUUAUACAUACUCUAUAUUUGUUCACCAUAGAAAUAUGAUUUCUUAUAGUUACUUGUA
Momordica charantia (bitter melon) is the source of this 2978-nucleotide messenger RNA. RefSeq names its product GTP-binding protein Obg/CgtA (gene ATOBGM). The record is from RefSeq and is a predicted model, not a curated record. Lineage: Eukaryota; Viridiplantae; Streptophyta; Magnoliopsida; Cucurbitales; Cucurbitaceae.